GGAGGGGAGUUGCUGCUAAUUAGGGCGUGUAAAAAAGAGCAGUACCUUCGUACAGCACCAUCAGUUAGAGAGUAGGUGUUAAACAGUGUUCUGUGACCAGGGCUAACAACAGACAUGGCAGCUGCAGAUCCUCUACUUGCUUGCUGUCUGGUUUAGUGAGGACGGUAUGGAAGUGAUGGAGCGACUUAUCUAUUUGUUCCGCAAGUUCAGCCAACUCAAAGUUAGUAAUGAAGAGUAUGUCUGCAUGAAAGCCAUCAACUUCCUAAAUCAAGAUAUCCAGGGCAUAAGCAGUGUCUCCCAGGUGGAACAACUGAACAAGCGAUACUGGUAUGUGUGCCAAGACUUCACCGAGUACAGGUACCCACACCAGCCGAACAGGUUCCCAGACCUUAUGAUGUGCCUACCUGAGGUUCGCUACAUUGCUGGAAAACUGGUGAAUGUGCCUCUGGAACAACUUCCACUGCUAUUCAAAGCCUUUCUUCACUCGUGCAAAACUAGUGUAACCAAGGAGUGAGAGAGAUGCUAAAUCAGCGUGGAAAUUGCAUUGAGGCUACUUGGAUCAUUUAAAGAAGUGAGGGAGAAAAAAAGACUGUAUCAGCCCAAAAAAAUGGGAACAAAAAAGGAGGAAAAAUAUUUUUUUUCUUAUAUAUUUAUUUCCUGACAGAGUUGAAUGUAUUAUCUUCAACACGGGUGCACAAAUGAAAAACAAAUGCAGAUUCUUGCAUUUCAUUGCUGUUUACAUACAUAUUUUUUGUCUUUUUUUUUCUAAAACACCUUUUUGUGGACAACUUUUCUGCAUUGCAGGCGUUACAUGUUACAGUGUUGCCUUUUUAAUACAAAUUUUGUAAUUUUUUUUCUUUUUCAAUGAAUUUAGAUUUAUUUUUUGUGUGGGAGGAAGGGUAAGAAUUAUUUUGAUAGUGUUGGACAAAAACUACCUCAAUUUUGUGUUUUGUUAGAAUUUUUUUUGUACUGUAGACAAUAUUGCUUUUGAUCAGAAAUUGGGCAGUGAUUUGACUAAGGGAAUAGGGAAUCUACUGUGUUUGGCUUUGCAAUGGGGUCCUCUUAUGCUCCCCAUACACAGGCUGAUGUAAGUUGCAGACAGAUUAAGUUUGCAGUUUAUUGCCCAGUGUAUGGGGCCCUCCAGCAGGCUUUCCCAAUUGAUAUCUGGACAAAAGUCGGAUGUGCGGUUUAAAAAUCCUGUUUGAUCGAGGAAUGCAUUGGUUCAUUGAUGCAAUUCCCAGUCCAACUGCCAGUAUUCUUCUUGUUAUGAUCCAACAAUUGGAUCAGCCUGAUAUUACUCACCUAAAGGUGGGCAUUUUGGGGAGAGAUCCGUUUGUGUGGCUACCUCUCCAAACAAGCGGAUCUCUGUAUUUAUGGCCAGCUUUAGUCUUGCUGCUGCUUUGAAGUAUUUCUUCAUGCGUUUUUGUGUUUCUUUUAAAUACUGGAUUUUGGACAAUAAUUAUUUUACUAACAGCUGGGAAAAACACCCAAAGACAAUUGUAACAUCAGUCUGAAUGCUGAGCUAAAUCUAUUUAUAAUAGCUGCAUAUUUAACUAAAGGCCAACUUAAUUUGUUUUAUCAAUUACAUUUUUUAGCUGCUUUAUUUUCCUCUUAAAUUGUUCUUAAUACAUUUGAAAUGAUCAGACAAAACAAUAAGAUAAAUAGUAAUAUAAUUAAUGGAUGAAUUCUGAAUAUAUAAAUAGUCAUUUUAAAAUAUAUCUAUAAAAUAUCCUUUACUAAGAAUAUUUAUAGUAGCCGUGCUUGGUCCAAACCAUUAUUGAUAUAUUUGAAAAGUACAAACCAACAAUUCUUUGUUAGGGGAACAGAUAGCCUGUCUUCCCAUGAAUCAGUGUGCACACUGUCAGG
Messenger RNA from Xenopus laevis (African clawed frog), 1866 nucleotides. Its product is annotated as nuclear receptor subfamily 6 group A member 1-like. Lineage: Eukaryota; Metazoa; Chordata; Amphibia; Anura; Pipidae. The record is from RefSeq and is a predicted model, not a curated record. The transcript has 4 exons. Bases 167 to 514 code for a protein of 115 amino acids.